Camellia sinensis is the source of this 1392-nucleotide messenger RNA. The record is from RefSeq and is a predicted model, not a curated record. Lineage: Eukaryota; Viridiplantae; Streptophyta; Magnoliopsida; Ericales; Theaceae.
AUGACCUUGCUGAAAAGGCUUAAUGUCCCCAAGCACUCCCCCCUCAAGAAUGCCGAUGUCCUUCCUCUGCCAUUCCCCCCAACUCCAAGCCAACCCGCCGACGACUACUCUGAGUCCGAGGAGGAGGUUAUGGUGAGGAAGUCAAAAGGCGUUGCUGGGUCCAAGUCUUUUCCUCAAAAUGAGCAAGUCCUAGACUUGACUCAAGAUGAGGAGGUUGAGGAGGUCCCUAAAAAAGCUACCCCUGAGCAGGCAUCUUUGGACGUGCCUCUCGCCGACAAGAGUCUUGAUCAGUCCCUUCAAGAGAUUGAUGUUGAGCUUGCGGCCGAGAAGAGGAGGCGAGAAACAGAGGCGAGAGUCGUCGCAGGCAGCUCGUCGUCGUCGCUGGCAGCAGCUCGUCGUCGUCGCUGGCAGCAGCUCGUCGUCGUCGCUGGCAGCAGCUCGUCGUCGUCGCUGGCAGCAGCUCGUCGUCGUCGCUGGCAGCAGCUCGUCGUCGUCGCUGGCAGCAGCUCGUCGUCGUCGCUGGCAGCAGCUCGUCGUCGUCGCUGGCAGCAGCUCGUCGUCGUCGCUGGCAGCAGCUCGUCGUCGUCGCUGGCAGCAGCUCGUCGUCGUCGCUGGCAGCAGCUCGUCGUCGUCGCUGGCAGCAGCUCGUCGUCGUCGCUGGCAGCAGCUCGUCGUCGUCGCUGGCAGCAGCUCGUCGUCGUCGCUGGCAGCAGCUCGUCGUCGUCGCUGGCAGCAGCUCGUCGUCGUCGCUGGCAGCAGCUCGUCGUCGUCGCUGGCAGCAGCUCGUCGUCGUCGCUGGCAGCAGCUCGUCGUCGUCGCUGGCAGCAGCUCGUCGUCGUCGCUGGCAGCAGCUCGUCGUCGUCGCUGGCAGCAGCUCGUCGUCGUCGCUGGCAGCAGCUCGUCGUCGUCGCUGGCAGCAGCUCGUCGUCGUCGCUGGCAGCAGCUCGUCGUCGUCGCUGGCAGCAGCUCGUCGUCGUCGCUGGCAGCAGCUCGUCGUCGUCGCUGGCAGCAGCUCGUCGUCGUCGCUGGCAGCAGCUCGUCGUCGUCGCUGGCAGCAGCUCGUCGUCGUCGCUGGCAGCAGCUCGUCGUCGUCGCUGGCAGCAGCUCGUCGUCGUCGCUGGCAGCAGCUCGUCGUCGUCGCUGGCAGCAGCUCGUCGUCGUCGCUGGCAGCAGCUCGUCGUCGUCGCUGGCAGCAGCUCGUCGUCGUCGCUGGCAGCAGCUCGUCGUCGUCGCUGGCAGCAGCUCGUCGUCGUCGCUGGCAGCAGCUCGUCGUCACAGGCAGCUCGUCGCUGGCAGCAGCUCGUCGUCACAGGCAGCUCGUCGUCGCAGACAUCUAGACGUGCUAGAGCUCAUGGUAGUCCUCGUCGGAGAGGCCAGAACAUUCCAACCUAA